This is a messenger RNA of Acaulospora colombiana, 594 nucleotides long. NCBI's taxonomy places the organism in Eukaryota, Fungi, Glomeromycota, Glomeromycetes, Diversisporales, Acaulosporaceae. The record is from the annotation of a GenBank genome assembly.
AGAGCAAACACAUCGAUACUCGAACGUCUUCUUGAGGAGAUGAAAGCCGUAGAUAUUAACGAUUUAACCUAUGAUAACCCAUUGGCUAAUGGUAUAAUUGACCUCGGAUCUUCUCAAUAUCAAUUAAUGGAGGAUGACUAUGAUGUUCUUGUGGGUGAGAAAGGUGGCAUAAAGAACUUAGAAAAAGGUGCACUGAUAAAAGGAGUGUGUGCAGAUUUUGCAAACCUUGGCAUAAAAAGAAACGAAAUCCAGAACCAGUACAAAUACAUCAUUGCGCCUUCAGAAAUAACAAGGCAUAAGGACUGGAUUGAGGGCGAAAGAAAAAGAGCGUUAAUAGCGAUAUAUAUAAUAGAAACGCUUCGGCAAGAAACUAAAAGGAACACUCUUCGUGAAAUAUCUAAGUCUUCGGAGAAUGCUCUUGUAGACAUUAUAAAACGUCUUGUAGAGGCGACGGUAUAUCAAAUGCCAGUUGACAUUGACAUCGAAGUAACGAGAAAUGAUUGUCAAAGUGCUGCUAGCAAAAAACGAAAAGUGGCUGGCUCGAGAGUCAACAAACCAAGACUUAAUGAUUCGCGCAUUUUUCAGACAAAAGUG